Molecule: messenger RNA, 1263 nt
Organism: Eublepharis macularius
Lineage: Eukaryota; Metazoa; Chordata; Lepidosauria; Squamata; Eublepharidae
Gene: GLRX
Product: glutaredoxin
Exons: 3
Coding region: 109-420 (103 amino acids)
Source: RefSeq, a predicted model, not a curated record
GUGUCGGCCCUCGAAAGAGCAUAAAACGGGCGGCCCAGCGAUCGCCGCUUCUGCUGGAAAGCCUUUAAACGUGGGCGUAUAGUUCGGAGGAGGAAGAAGACCUCAAGUAUGGCUGAGCAUUUCGUGAGCAGCAAAAUUCAGCGCAAUAAAGUGACUGUGUUUGGGAAGCCUUCUUGUCCUUACUGUCACAUGGCAGUAGAGCUUCUGGAGGCGCUCGGCGUGAAGAACUUGGAAUACGUCGACCUCACGACCCGCGCGGAUAUGUCCAAUAUUCAGAACUACAUGGAGCGCACUACCGGCUCCAGAACAGUCCCUCGUAUCUUUAUCGGAGAAACUUGUAUCGGUGGUUAUGACAACCUGAAAGCUCUAAAUGACCGUGGAGAACUUGUUCCAAGAUUAAAGCAAAUUGGUGCUUUGUAGUAAAACUGAGAGCAGAGAUACUGGAGAGUGGGACUACCUCCUGCUGCAGUGCAAGCCUUUUGGAACAAAACGGGUCACCCCUCUCCUACUUCUGCAUCCGCUGCGCUCCUUCAUCGGCAUUUAAUGCAAAGGAUUGAUAGUGGAGGGCUGCACAUUCUAGUUAUUCCUUGUCUUGCAAAGAAUAUUGUUGUAACUUAGUAUCUCUUCAGUAUGUCUUUCUGAAAGCAGAACCAACAGAAGUGAUCCACUGCUACUAGCCUCUUAUCUUUUUUUAAAGUUCUAAGUUCUCUGGCAAAAAUGUGCUCCUCUACACUUCAACAAUCUCUUGUUAACACUUCCUACCCUUUGCAAGUUCAGUUCCCUUUCCCCUUCUCUGUGACUACCUUUUUCCUUUUUAAACAGCUUGCUGUCCUUUAUUCUUACCUGGAGACUAUCCCUUUGUCCCAAGAGGAGUGAAAACUCUUCCUGUCUGCCUGUCCCCAUCAUUUAGAAGGCUUUAAUAAUGCUAGUGCAGUCUAUAUUUCCUUGCUGCUUCUUUCCCCCACUAAUCUUACCACCUCUGUCACAAUAGAAGUUAUGUGUGUUCCAUCAUGUGUGCAACUUUUCUAGCCUCCUAUCUUUCAGGCAACAAAAAGAUCCAAGGGCUGGGAGACAUUUGGCAGGCUUGCUUGUGAAGUCAUUAGGCAGUGCUUUAUUACUAUAGUACUCCCUAGGGCUGGUACGCAUCGCUUGGCUCCCAGUAAGUCAUCACUAAAUGGGCCUGCUGGGCAGGCAUUAGAUCUGUGCUGCCGUUUUGUGAUGUGCCUAACCAGUGAAAGAUUCAUAAUAAAUUUAUGACAUGAA